AAUUAAUCCAACCUCACCUUCCAACAAUAUUCUCAAAACCUCUCUCUCUCUCUCUCUGUCUCUCUUUCUCUCUCUCUCUCUUCAAUGGCUUCCAUUCCCACUUUCUCUUCUUACUCUCUUCUACUAAAACCCAACAACACUCUCUUUCCCCAUUCAAACAACAAUCACCAAUCAUGUACUCUCUCUUUCUCCUCUCUUUAUGGAACCAAACUCACUUUCCAACGACCCAUUUCAUCAACUCGUUCCUUUUCCAUUACAAAUUGCCGUGCAACUUCAGCAACGGUGUCGUUUAGUCUCCCCACUGCUCCGAAUUCACAAUCUGGUGAACCUAAGAAAACCCCAAAUCCAAAUUGGUCGGCAAGGGCUAUAAAGUCAUAUGCAAUGGCGGAAUUGGAAGCGAGGAAGCUUAAGUAUCCUAACAUAGGAACUGAGGCACUUCUAAUGGGGAUUUUAAUUGAAGGUACGAGUAAAGCUGCGAAAUUCUUAAGAGCUAAUGGAAUUACUUAUCUCAAAGUACGCGAACAAACGCUAGAGAUACUUGGUAAAUCUGACUAUUACUUCUCCAGUCCCAUACGUCCUUCUUUGACCGAACCAGCUCAGAAAGCCGUCGAUUGGGCAAUUGAUGAUAAAUUAAAGUCAGGUGAAGAAGGCGAAACAAAUGUGGCACAUUUACUUCUAGGAAUUUGGUCACAAGAAGAAUCGGCAGGUCGAAAGGUCUUGUCUGCAUUGGGUUUCAACGACGAAAAAGCCAAAGAGAUUGCUAAAACAUCAGCAAAUGGAGAUAUUGAUUGGAAUUUCAUAAAGAAACAAACUUAAGAAAUUUGUUGGGAUAAAGGGUUGAUUGAUGAUCCUUAUUGAACAUUGGUGUUGCAAGUUCCUGUAGAGAAAAUUGACUAUACUUUUUCACUCAAGUUUAUCAACCAGUGGUCGAUACAUUAAUGUCCUUUAGAGUUUUAGAUUUCCAUGCCAAAUACUGUUGUACACUGAUUGGAGAUUAUACAUUUCUCAUUCAUUUUAUACAAGUAUUUUGGAAAUCAAAAUUUUAAGCAGUUUUGUAACUGGAA
Cicer arietinum (chickpea) is the source of this 1064-nucleotide messenger RNA. Its product is annotated as ATP-dependent Clp protease ATP-binding subunit CLPT1, chloroplastic. Lineage: Eukaryota; Viridiplantae; Streptophyta; Magnoliopsida; Fabales; Fabaceae. The record is from RefSeq and is a predicted model, not a curated record.